Molecule: messenger RNA, 646 nt
Organism: Melospiza georgiana
Lineage: Eukaryota; Metazoa; Chordata; Aves; Passeriformes; Passerellidae
Gene: TPMT
Product: thiopurine S-methyltransferase
Exons: 6
Coding region: 110-646 (178 amino acids)
Molecular function (GO): thiopurine S-methyltransferase activity
Source: RefSeq, a predicted model, not a curated record
UGGGUGAGAAAAGGGAGGCCACCGGCGGACCCGCAGUGCUGGGCAGGCCCGUUCAGCCGCCCCGGGAAACGGGGUCAGGCCGAGUCUAUCGGGAGCCAAGAGUGUGCUGAUGGCUGUGUCGCUUUCGCUACGAGCACUCCCUGGAGAUAUGGACCACUCAGCGCAUCCAUCCGGGCUCCUGGAAGCCUCUGAUGUUGGGUCUCAGAAGGAGAGAGUGGUGACAGAGGAGGAAUGGCUAGAAAAAUGGGAAAUGGGUAACAUCGGGUUUCACAAGGAAGAAGGGCAUCCGCUCCUCCAAAAGUAUCUGGAUGUUCUUUUAAAUGGCAGGAGUGGACUGAGGAUAUUUUUCCCACUUUGUGGUAAAGCAGUAGAGAUGAAAUGGCUGGCGGACAUGGGGCACAGCGUUGUUGGUGUGGAAAUCAGUGAGCAAGCAGUGAAGGACUUUUUUUCAGAGCACAGUCUGCCUUAUUGUGAGGAGCCAGUCCCUGAGAUUUCAGGAGCAAAAAUGUUCCAGAGUACCUCUGGCAACAUUUCCCUCUACUGCUGCAGUAUUUAUGACUUGUCCAGCUCAAUAAUUGGCAAGUUUGAUGGGGUUUGGGACAGAGGAGCUCUCGUAGCUGUGAAUCCAUGUGACAGACAACGGUGA